Messenger RNA from Ostreobium quekettii, 498 nucleotides. NCBI's taxonomy places the organism in Eukaryota, Viridiplantae, Chlorophyta, Ulvophyceae, Bryopsidales, Ostreobiaceae. The record is from the annotation of a GenBank genome assembly.
AGGGCACUCUCCAGCGAGUCGACUGAGCCUGAGCCUGUGCCUACUCGUUCGAUGAAGUCCCAAUCCCUGGAGGAAUUUGAUGGAACUCCGUUGGAAUGGGCGCUAUCAAGGGCUGAUGAAACCUUGGACGAGAUGGAAAGAAACCCAAACCAGGCAACCCUAGCCUUGUGGCGAGCCAGUCGGAGUCCUGUUGCAGCAGUGACUGCAGCUGGUGUCAGAGGAGCGGCAUCAUUGACACUCACUGCAGGCACCAACGCCCUGAAGGUUGCUGCGCCCGUUGGGCUGUGGGCGGUUCGGGAGGGCUUCAAGGCAGCUAUUGGCUUCCUGUCUGUCCUGGCCUCAGAAAACAAGAAGUCAAAGAGGCGAAAGAGGCAGCAGGCUUUGGAGGGAUCGCAAGAGCAAGGGGAAGCUGCGGAGGUUGACGGGGCGGUGGGCAUGGAUGGCCAGGAGAGCCAGUUUAAGGAUGCACAUCAAGAAGAACAGCUUGGGUUGAUGUAA